AUGACUAGAGUGGACGAAUAUUCUCAACUUCUUUUUUCAGAGGACAGUGAAUCAGAGGGGUCACUUGAUCUAGACGCAACACAACCCCCGACACAGCCUCCGACAACAAGCUCCACUUCAACAUCUCCAUCAACCCUAAGCCCAGGGCCAAGCACAGUGCCUGUUGGAAAGCCAAGGAAAAGACAAAUAAAUCAUUUUUUGGCUACUGAAAACCCAUCAACACCUGAUUUUGACCCCGACGUUGAAAGUUCACAAAGUCUACUUAAAAGAAGAAAAACAACAACAAAAGGUACCAUAAUUUUUCCCCCAGCAGAGUGAGAAACAUCCCUAGUUUUCUUCAUAAUUUUGGAAAAACUUGAUUGUAGGGAGAAGAUUCAAGUUCCAUGGACCGAUAUUUGUGUAGGAUUUAUUGACUGUAUUUUUCUCAAUGAGGAUCAUUAGAAAUCAUAAAUAAAUCAUUUGUAGACUGUUAAUUCAUAUUUUAGUAGUUGUUUGUUUGAACUAAGAACCUAAUGGAGAAAUCCUGAAAUUUUGAGGAGGAAACAGCGAAAAAUAAAAAAGAUAUAGACCUGGGUUACUUUUUCUUCCGUUUCUAAAUCAGGCCUCAAAUUUUAAAUGAAUUUAUCGAAUGUUCACAAACCCAUAACUUUCUCAUUUUUGAAGGUAUUAAGCUCAAAUAAACUGCAAUAUGUUUCAUUUGACCAACUAAUAA
Molecule: messenger RNA, 712 nt
Organism: Ostrea edulis (European flat oyster)
Lineage: Eukaryota; Metazoa; Mollusca; Bivalvia; Ostreida; Ostreidae
Exons: 6
Coding region: 1-318 (105 amino acids)
Source: RefSeq, a predicted model, not a curated record